AUGGCGACGAGGCGUCACCAGCACGCGGCUGCCGCUCAGCAGCCGGCGAACCAAGGUGCCGCAGUCCCGACAGGAAGGCAGAAGGCCGCCGCCGCCGCCGGCCGACCUGAGGCAGGAAACCCUCGGCGGCGAGCGCUCGGAGAUAUCGGCAACCUUGUCCACGCCCAUGUCCUGGACGUGAAGAUAGAGCUGCCGGAGGGGAUCAACCGCCGGAUCACACGGAGCUUCGGCGCCCAGCUCCUGAGGAAGGCGCAGACCGAUUGCGCUGUGACGAACAAGAAUGCCAUAGUGCCUGCCCCUCCUGCCGCCCUGAAGCCGGUGGCCAAGAAGGUUCUCAAGCCUGUCCCUCGUCCUGAGGAGGCCACCAAGGCAAUCUACGCUGGCUCCGACGAAAACAGGAAGCCGUCAGAGGGCGCCGCCGCCAGCCCCAUCCACAAGCUUCGCAGAAAGAAGGUGGUGAACACGCUUACUUCGGUACUCUCCCACCGCUCCAAGGAAGCAUGUGGCUUCAAUCGCAGGCCAAAGGAGCUCGUGCAAGACAUCGACAAACUCGACGGCGACAACGAGCUGGCCGUUGUGGACUACAUCGACGAUAUCUACACUUACUACAAGAUUGCUCAGCACGAGAGCCGGCCGGUCGAUUACAUGGGAAGCCAGCCCGAGAUCAACCCCAAGAUGAGGGCGAUCCUCGUGGACUGGCUCGUGGAAGUUGCCCAUAAGUUUGAGCUGAUGCCAGAGAGCUUCUACCUCACAAUCUACAUAAUAGACAGGUUCCUCUCCCUGCAGGCAGUGCCUCGACGGGAGCUGCAGCUCGUCGGGGUCUCAGCGAUGCUCAUCGCCUGCAAGUACGAGGAAAUAUGGGCGCCGCAGGUCAAUGAUUUCAUUUUCAUCUCAGACAACGCGUACUCGCAGCAGCAGAUCCUCGGUAUGGAGAAGUGCAUCCUGAACAGGAUGUCAUGGAACCUCACCGUCCCCACACCGUACGUCUUCCUGGUGCGGUUCAUCAAGGCCGCCGGGAGCGACAAGGAGCUGGAGCACAUGGUGUUCUUCUUCGCCGAGAUGGUGCUGAUGGAGUACGGGCUGGUCUCCCUGUGCCCGUCCCUGGUGUCGGCCUCUGCCGUGUACGCUGCUCGGUGCACGCUGAAGAAGAGCCCCCUCUGGACUGAAACACUCAAGCACCACACCGGAUUCAGUGAGCUACAGCUGAUGGAGCCCGCCAAGGUCCUCAUCGCCUCGCACGCUGCCGCCCCUCAGUCCAAGCUGAAGACCGUUUACAAGAAGUACUGCAGUGAGCCUUUUGGUUGUGUGGCUCUGCACAAUCCCGCAAUCGCCUAGCUUGGCUUCGAAUCAAGAAAGCUCCGUUUGCUUUACUCUGCUAACUGAUACACCAUGGUGUACCAACUGCUAUUCUUGUACAUGUCUUUCUCAGUUACUGUUUUACUCAACUCUUUGGAUACACCAGGGUGUAACAACAAGAAUUAAUGAUACUCUUUUACAAGUGUUUCUCAGGUCAUGUCAUUAAAUGUAUAUCGUCAUGACUGCUGGGUUCCAUGGCCUUUCUUGGUCAAUUCUGUUUGUUCUUGUACU
This is a messenger RNA of Lolium rigidum, 1587 nucleotides long. Its product is annotated as cyclin-B1-5-like. The record is from RefSeq and is a predicted model, not a curated record. The coding region runs from base 1 to 1335 and encodes 444 amino acids. Gene Ontology annotation, cellular component: centrosome; nucleus; cytoplasm. Gene Ontology annotation, biological process: regulation of cyclin-dependent protein serine/threonine kinase activity; mitotic cell cycle phase transition. The transcript has 8 exons. Gene Ontology annotation, molecular function: cyclin-dependent protein serine/threonine kinase regulator activity. Lineage: Eukaryota; Viridiplantae; Streptophyta; Magnoliopsida; Poales; Poaceae.